AUGGCUGACUAUGUGAUUAUCGGUGCUGGAGUGUUCGGAGUCUCAACGGCUUUGUACCUUGCCACAAGCGAACCCAACGCCAAGAUUGUCCUAAUUGACCGCUCGUCGUCUCCGUAUCCUUCCGCUGCCUCUUCGGAUUUGAACAGAAUCAUCCGUGCUGACUACAGUGAUAUCUUCUAUAUGCGACUGGCCCUUAAGGCCAUCGAAAAGUGGAAUACAGACCCCCUCUAUAACCCGCACUUCCACAAGACGGGAAUGCUAUUUGCCGAGGAAAUCGGCAUGGGUAGAGCUAGUUUCAACAACUACAUAGAAAUAGGUGCCGAUCCAGGGGCGCAGAUAUUCACAGUGGAUCAAGCGCGCCAGGAAUUUCCUGUUUUCGCCAAAUCGAACUGGAAGGAUGUCGCGGACGACAUGUAUUACAACCCGUGUAGCGGCUGGGCCGAUGCAGACCCAUCUAUGCGUGCCGCCGCAGGGGCCGCUCUGGCUGCUGGAGUUGAAUAUAUCCAAGGAACGGUCGAGAGACUUUUAUUCAAAGAUGACGGCAACAACCAAGACGUCUGCGUCGGCGUCAAGACUGCCGAUGGUGAUGAGAUCAGAGGCAAGAAAAUCUUGCUAUGCACGGGGGCGUGGACAGCGAAGCUCAUCGCCGACAGCGCGCCGCAGAACACGAAGCUCCAGGUCAACGGGCGCAUGGUGGCCGCAGCAGCAACAUGCUGUAUGGUUCGAUGCGCUCCCGAGCAGCUUUCUCUGUAUCGCGACGCGCCCGUUCACUUUCUUGGAAUGCAUCAUACACACGGAGAAAGUAUCCCUCCGAACGCUGAAGGGAUUCUAAAGUUCAACUAUGAAGUCAGCUUCACCAACGUGGAACAUCAUGAAGCUUCAGGGCAGACCCUAUCCAUCCCCCCGGUACAUGCCUCGCAAACUACCUGGAGUCAAAGGGUGCCUGAGCAAUUAAAACAGAAAGUGAGGACAGUUGUCGACCACGUGUAUGGAAAGAAUGCGCCUGGCCUAACUUUCGACUCUUAUCGGAUGUGUUGGGACGCUGUUACACCCAAUCAAGACUGGAUCAUCAGCUCCCAUCCUGCAUGCGAGGGUCUUUACUUGGCGGGAGGCGGCUCAUUCCACAGUUUCAAGUUCCUACCCAUUCUCGGCCAAUAUGUCGCGAGGAUGCUCAAUAACCAGCUAACGCCCGAAGAGAAAGACAGGUGGGCUUGGGAUCGGCCCAAUGUUGGUGCGGCAUGUGAGAUGUACAUCCCACAAAAUGAUUUGAAGGACUUUGUAUGA
Clonostachys byssicola is the source of this 1284-nucleotide messenger RNA. The record is from the annotation of a GenBank genome assembly. Lineage: Eukaryota; Fungi; Ascomycota; Sordariomycetes; Hypocreales; Bionectriaceae.